Puccinia graminis f. sp. tritici CRL 75-36-700-3 is the source of this 486-nucleotide messenger RNA. RefSeq lists its product as uncharacterized. The record is from RefSeq and is a predicted model, not a curated record. The transcript has 2 exons. The coding region runs from base 49 to 486 and encodes 145 amino acids. Lineage: Eukaryota; Fungi; Basidiomycota; Pucciniomycetes; Pucciniales; Pucciniaceae.
CUCAACCUCUCGGUCUUCUUAAAUCUCUGGAACCUCUACACAACAGCGAUGGAACACCCCGAAUUCAUGAACAGUUACCUUACAAACCACGUAACACUAAAUUCACUUCGGCGAGAAUAUCAAGCUGAAGCCGCUUCCCUAAAUGCCGUUCCGAACGAAUUCCACGACCCCACGAAUUUGAGCCUCCCGCUGCUGGAGGCAAUCCAGAACACUGUGGAAGAAAUGAAAGGUCUAAAGGGAGGAAAUGAUCGAGACAUAGCAAAGAUUGCCCUCUAUGCCCGAGCUCUUGCUGAAAUAACUCCGAAUUCCCCAAUCACCAGCUUAACACCUUUGCACUAUACUGUCAAGGCGCUUGUUCGGCACAGAUGGGCCGAGCUUAUUUGUGGAAUGGAUUAUCGAAGUGCGACCAUCUUAGAGGGUCUGAACAAACUGUGGGAUGUGCCUGGGGACCCAUUCAUUCAUCAUCUGUGGCUCUCCUAUUUCUAA